AUGUGGAGUCCUGAGGUUGAGCACCUUUUCGCUCUGUGCGACUCCGAAGGAAAAGGUUUUCUAACUGUUGACGACCUGAAGAAAAUUUGCCCUCAACUUGAUGACAAGGUAACUUUUCUUCAACUUGAAACUUCAAGAUGGGUUCCCAAUUACAGGAUAUUGCUUUCAUAUUCAAACAAUUGGAUAUUGAUAAAUCGGGGAAAAUUGAUAAAAUGGAGUUUUGCAAAGGAUUUGAGGCAGCGGUAUCGAAAGGAGAAACUAACGGUUUUUUUACACUUUGAUUUAUGUGAAACAGUAGUUUCAGGUUUGAACGGUAUGCAGAGAAGAGCCUCAAUCAGUUACGACGACCAUAUCCCACAAAUCCUACGAGAUGAGCAAGUUUUUGACAGCGACGCUGAAAGUGUAAGUAUUUUAUUUCAUCAUUUCUAGUAGUGCUGAACAAGUUUCUUUUUCCAGACACUUCGACCAAAUCAUUUACGAGUGGCAGAUGAAGAUUUGUACUUGUCGGAAUCCGACACCAAUCAUAGCAUCGAUUUCGCCGUGCCUUGGUAAAAUUUUUCUGAUAGGCUUGCUUUGGAUUUCAAAGACUCGAAAUCUUUUUUGAGAUUUGUUGCUUGAGAAAAAAUUUGUUUUCGUUACUCGAGUUUACCGUUUCACUCCAGCCAAGACGAGGUUCUGAUGCUCUACGAACAACUGCAGUCAACUGGAAUGCCUCAACUUCUGCGCAAAUUUGAGAAGGUUGCCAGAAUUAUAUUCUCUGCAUUCAUUGCGUUUUAAAGGUAGUGGGCUCAUUUUACAAGGAAAUCAAGGAGAAGAAGCAUGAAAAUGAGAGGCUCCAACAUAUUUGUGCUAGGUGAAAAGUUACAAUCAACAAGAGAACUUUUGUAUUUGCAGCGAGAAAGAAAUGUACAAUCGAAGAAUGGAAGAAGUCGAAAUUGAGCUGGACCAGCAACUCGAAAUGGCCGAGCGUAAAGCCAGAGAAGAAGUUGAUCCCUGCUUAUUUUUUGAAUUUUCAUGAUUCAAAGUUAAGGAGAGACAACGUCUCACGAAAGAAAAAGAAGAGAUGAGGGCUCACUUAACUGAAGAGCUUCGGGAAAUGCGUCAGAAUAUCGAACACCUUCAAAAAAUGGAACACGUAUUGGAGAAGGAAAGCGAAAAGCUGACUCAUCAGAAGGAGCUGAACGAGAAGCUCAAAGUGAGUAUUUCAUGAAGAUUGAAAUAAUCAGAUUCAUCUAGCAAUUUUUAGUUAUAAACUCAGUUGGAGGCAUCUUUAUUGAGUUUUUAAAUAAUGAAUGCCCAAAAAGAGGUGAAAAUUCAUCAGGUAGCUUCCUUGUGUUUCUAACGUUACUGGAGGUGUAGAUCAUUAAUUUUAAAUAUCAAGAGCUGUGUGACCGAAAUGAGGAAGAAUUAGCAUUUUUUUCCAAUCUCAUAACACUUUCAAAAUCAUUUUACCGGCGUCACACCGGUUUUCGAAAUAUUUUGUUUUUUUUUUUUCAGGAAGUCAACCAAGAAAAUGCUGGUCUUCGCAAGAACUUGGCGGAGAAUCAUUUAGAACUCGCUAUGAUCAAAAGCGAGCUGGCACAUGUGCGCGCCAAUUAUGAUGAAAAACAAAACGAGCUUCUCGAACGACGCGGUUGGAAUAACUUUUUUCCUCAAUUAAGUUCACUUUCAGACCAAAUGUCAAACGCCAACGAAGAAAGUGAGACCUUGCAGAAGCAGCUUCAUUUGUUAUUGUGAGUUUUUUUUCUUAUCAUUUUUCUGAAACAGUAACAUCGUUAUUUUCCUAAGAUAGUGAAAAAACUAUAACUGAGCCGAGUUGCAGUGAUGCUAAUAAAAAGCUACACGAGACAAAUGAAAGCCUUCGGGACGCUCUGGACAGCCGAGCUGCCGUUCUGAGACAGUUCAAUUUGGUAUGAAGUUUCCAGUUUUUGAAGAGAAAAGGAAGACUUUUAGAGAACUCCAUCACCAAGUGUCCUGUCUAGGGAUUCCCUGGCGACCCCGCAAUCUUCUUUCUCGCCUGCUUCUAGACUUUUCAGCCCUGUUGCUCUUCAUGCUAUCAGCAGUGAUGACAUUGGUAUGCGAAAAUUUCAAGUGUCUCGAAAAAGAGAUAUUGAGAUUUCAACCUCUCAGAGAACCUUUUUCAGAUACUCCGUUGAUUCUCGAUGAUUCACAUAGUCACGAUGAAAAAACUAACGCCAAGGAUCUCAUUGCAAGUUUUUUUUAUCAUCUUUUAUUCUAGACAAAUUUAUAUAAUCCAAAACCACAUCAGGGUAUUCAUGAAGCAAGUGGACCCGCCGAAAGAACAUUCCGAAUAGUUAUGUGCGGAGACGCUGCUGUGGGGAAGAGCAGUUUUGUGAUGAGAGUCAUCCGUCGACAGUUCACCAACCAACUUCCUAGCACUCUAGGUAAUUAUUUUCUCAAUUUUUGAAAAAAUAGCAAAAGCUUUCUUAGUAGGGAACAUUUUUUAACGUUGAACUUUCGAUGAAGUUUCGCUAAAAUGUGUUCUAGAGUCUCCUGAUUCUAGAAAAAAAACAUUUCUUGCACUAAAUCUCGUUUUCGAGUUAUAAAGCUUCAAAGUCCGUGAAAUACGCAAAUCAUGACAAAAAUGCGUUGUUUCAAGCUUUUGAAGCGUCCUAAUUCAAAAACGAGAUCUGUUGUUAGAAAUUUUUUCUUGUUCUGCAAUCAGGAGGUCCUCAAGUACACCUCAGCAAAGUUUCAUCAAAAAAAUCAACCGGGGGGAUAAAAUACGUUCCAUAAAUAGUGAAAAAAAUCAUGAUUCUUCAUUGUAAAUCACAUUGAAAUAGAAGAUUUUAUGAUCAAAGUCCCUUGAAUCAAGAAAAUGGAAGAUAUUGUAGGAAGGACAUCAAUGAAGAAAAUACGAUUUUUAAAAAACGAUUUUGUGGCUUUUUUAGGAAUGUCAUGUCCAAAAAACCAUUUCGAAACGUCUUCAUGGCCAUUAUUGUUUAAAAAUCUUCAUUUUUUUCUGAAAAACUUUGACCUAUUCCUAUCAUUUUCCUGAUUUUAAAAAUGACUUGCAAACUCGAGUAAACGGAAUAUCUCCUCAGGAGUGGAUUUCCACGUCAAGACGGUCAAUGUAGACGGUCAUAAUGUGGCCUUGCAACUUUGGGACACUGCUGGUCAGGAAAGGUGAUUUUCUACUCUUUUUCCGAAGCAUCUUUAAGAUUGCAGAUUCCGUUCUCUCUGUAAAUCGUACUUCCGUAGAGCUGAUGGGGCUAUAUUGGUUUAUGACGUCACCGCGGAGCACACUUUGCUACGAGUCAGAGACUGGAUCGACACUAUAAAGGUUAUAAAUUAAUCAAACAUCUCGACCAUUUUUUUGUCAUGAAAAAAAGGUUUCUUAUAUUUGCAUCUUUUAAUAACACAUAAGUGAUAAUUUAAUGAUUAUAAGGGAGAGGGAAAUAGACUUAGAAGUUGAAAAAAGAUACGAAAUUCAAAUUUGACUCCGAAGAAACCUUUUAACCCAACGUUUUUUCUAAACCCUUUUGUAGGAAUCGGUAGAAAGAAGCAUUCCGAUAAUCCUGGUCGGCAACAAGUGCGACUUACGACGUGAUGGCGGAGGAGUUGCCAAGGCGGAUGGCGCCUCGAUGGCGGCGGUUUGUGAAAUUUCGCAUUAGUUCGAACUUUCCAGCUCUUUCAGGCUAUGGGAGUUUUGUUCAUGGAAACUAGUGCCCUCGAUGGCAGCAAUAUCGACAACGCUAUGCUUGCUUUGACUAGGUUAGUUUCGAAAUCUUGGAAAAUGGAUAUGUUCGCAAAAAUUUGUAGAUAGAAUAAUAAGAUUUGAGAAUCAAGAAAAGCCCAGAGAAAGCGCAAAUCGCUCUUUUUGGCUUGUUUCAAGCUUUAUAAUGAUGCUUUCCAUUUUCAAACGAAUUUAUGAAUUUCUGCGCAUUUUUUACGCUAUGCUCUUAUUUUCACCAAGUUAGCCAAAAAGCUAUACUCCAUUAAGCAAAAAGAAGCUUGGAUGAUGUUCGGAAAUCUGAAAACGGAAAUAAUCAGUUGAAUUUGAAAUCAGCGGAAUGGUAUGAGAAAUAAAAGAAAUGAAAUCACGAAAUUUUUUAAAUGGUUUAUUUUCGAUUUCUUCUAGAAGCACGUUUUGAAUGCAACUUUUUGAGUUGCAAGAAAUUUCGUCCUUUUUUUGGAAAAUUAAAAUGUCGUGCUUCGAACAUUUUCACAAAAUUGAACUCCUCUCAUAACUGGAUGCUAAAAAAAAUUAAAAAACGGUCUGAUUUCCCAGUGAUACUUCAAGCUUAGCAGCUUUUUAAUUGGGUCGCAAAAUUUAACACUACUCUAAGGAAUAUAAUAUAGUUUCUGAAGCUAAAGUUCUAUAGUUUAGAAUAAUUAAUCCUUCAUGUCACAAGGUAAGUGGACAUGAUCAUAAUUCAAACAAAAAUCGGCUUUUUCUGCUGGAAACCAGCCUCAGAUUUAGAAGCACGAUGAGACUAAUCCUCUUGAGAUAGAACAAACCCGAAAUUUCAAAAAAGCAAGGUUUAUUGUACUCAUUAUGCUCUUGAAUCCAAAUAAGAUUGAUAAGGUUACUAAGCCGUUCCUAAAGUUUUUUUGAAAGUUCGAUAUUUGAGUCCCGAUGGCUUGAGAAAAAAAAAACUUGUCCCUUUUUUCACAGAGAACUGAUGGCAGUGGAAGACGUAGAAAUCCGCGCCACUGGCGUCGUUCUCAGUCCCAGAGAAAAGCAGAAGCAAACGGGCUGUUUUUCGAAAUGCCGUGGCUCUUAGCUUCAUUUCCCUAUCGACUCAAUAAACCAACAACCAAAGACUGUUCUUCUUCUCAUUUUCUUGGGUGCGCAGAGUUUUGUGCUUAUCAAAGUUGUCUCGAAUUUUCGUCCAUUGAUAAGCUUCUAUUUUUGCACUCGGCUGUAUCAAAUAAAAAUUUUAUGACACGGGAAAAAAAGAUAGAAUCCCCUCUUCCUCCGUAUCUUCUGUCUAAAAAUAACCUUCACCUUUUUUUUUGUUCAAAUGGGUUGUGUUGUAUAAAUAUUUAUAUUUUUUUCAUGAGUUGAUUGUUGCGGAAAUGAAGAUGAAGGUAAGUUUGACGCCUCGUGGCAGGCUGAUAAUGAUAAUGAGAAAGCCGUCAGUUUUGUGCAAGAAGCGGCUCGCUAUUCAAUUGGGUCAUGCAGAGCGGCUAUAAAAAGGGCAAUAAAAAAGUGUUAGAUUGGGUUAUUAAAGAGACACUUGGCGAUGAAGCAGAGAAAGAAAGUGAAGCUGUCAAAGGACUUCGAGUCUCUGAUUACUUGGUACAACGACGACGGUUGCAGCGACAAUGGCGGGCGGAAUGGCUCAUAUCGAAAUUAGUCCGUUCAUCCGACUUCUUUGAUCAUUGUUUUUGAAUUGGUUUCAGAUGAAAACGAGCUGCAGGCGCGUACCAGAAUCGUGCGGAAUUACAUGAAAGUGAAGAUUUUUAAGUUUUUUUUUUCAAUUUUCAUGGCUUUGUUGAAUUUAUCGAUCCUUUGAUUACUUAUAUUCUUUUUACUUACUAGAGAACAUUUUUAACUUAAAUUUUGAUAAAUCGCUGAUUCAUUUCAGACUCCAGAACAAGAAAAAAACAUUCUCCAAUAGAUCUGGUUUUCAUGUUGAGAUGCUUCAAAUGUUUGAAACGGUUUUUUUUGUCAAAAUUUCGGGUUUUUGAAACUUUCCAGCCUCUUGCAUCGAGAAAAAGGUUAAUUGGGAGAACUUUUCCUGUUUUUGGAAUGAGAAGGUCAUUGUGUGGAAAAAUUUGCAUCAAAAUUUCAUCCGAGGGCUGAAAAACGUUCCCUAGUUAUUUUAUAGUAGAUUACUAUGUUAAUAUGUAGAAAAUGCUAAAAAUUGUUUCCGAAAAGCUAGACCAAGGCCAACUCGAAUCGAAAUGAAAAAAAUCUUGCUUGUCUGCACACUCCUAACCCUCAGCAAUAGUUUUGUAUUCACUUUUUAUUUCCUUUUUCGUAGACAAUUUUUUGAUUAGAGGAGAGCCCAGAAAAGCCAGCUAUUGUUUUGAAAUCAAGAAAGAUUAUUGAAAAAUAAAUUGCUCUUUUAGGAUCGAGACAACUGCAUAGUAUUGAGAAUCGACAAACGGAUGCCAGAUGUCGAGAACAUGAAUCCCUUCGGAUUCCAUUUCGAGUUUGAUGAGAAAAAGUAUAAAGCUCGGAAACGGGAAAUACGAUUACGAAGUUGGUCGACCACUUUGUUCUCAAGAAAUGAAACAUUUCAGGGAUAACUCGCUUGUUUUCUUGGCUCGCUUAUUAUCAUCACAAAUUUGGAAUCCGGCAUAUUACUUUAUUUUCUUUACUUGUUAUUUAUGUUUUUCUUGGCGGUUUAAUUUUCGAAAAGCUGGAAUCGCCUCAUGAAAUUGCGGUAAAAUUUCGUUUGAAGCGAAUAAUCAAUUAUUUUUUCAGGAUUUGAAGCAGACUAUUAUCUUAAUGCAAGGCAUAAUCAACGAAGAGACAAACGACAUAAUAAACAUAACUUUGAGUACAAACGGCACGGACAGAAGAAAUCAAUUGGGACGGUUAAUAAAAGUGAGUUUUAGAGAAAUGGAAAAAUUCAUGGUUUUUAUUAAUUUGAGUCUUUUUUUCAGAGGUACUACAAAACGAUGUUAGAAGCUGAAGGCAGAUUCCACGGCAGCGUCUGGCACAAGGCCGAAAACUUGGAUAUGCAUCUCAUGUGGUAUUUUUCCUCGGCUACUUUCUACUCCAUGACGCUUUUUUCAACUAUUGGCUACGGUUAGUCUUUUGAAAAUUUUGAAACAGGAAUGUAUGUGAGUUUGGUUAUUUGAUUUUUUUUUUUCUCUUGUUGUAUGGAGAAUGCCAAAAGCCAAAAAUUAAGAGUAUUGAUUUUUUCAUCUGCUAACUAUAGUCUGUGUGCCACGACUUGAAAUUUCACCGAACGACAUUCCGCUGUUCCGCUGCGUGCGUUCGUGAAGCGUCUUUCGAAUCUAGGUUUCCCUUUCAAUUGAUUGUUAUUGCUGUGGGAGCACAAGAAAGUAGAGUACCUUAAUAAAAGAAAAAUAAUUAAAAGCGCGACCGAGGUUCGCAAAUGCGCGCAGCGGCACAGCGGAAUUUCGUUCGGUAAAAUUCCAAGUCGCAGUACACAGGCUAUACCAACACUCUUUUUUUCGGCUCUCUUCAAUUUUUAAGGAAUAUGCAACAAAUAGUAGAUUAUGAUUACAGGUACAAUUACUUGUCAAACUUUUUGGGGUCGUACUGUUUCCAUGAUUUAUGCUUCCCUUGGGUUACCUCUAAUGCUCGUGGUACUCGGAGACGUCGGCGAAUGGUUCCAAAAAAUUCUAACCAAAGCCUACAUUUUCUGUUAUCUCAAGUACAAGUGAGUGAUUUGUAGUCUGAAAAUAAGAUAAUAAAACAGUGAGUGAUUAAAUUUUAACGCAUUUAUUGCAGUUUCAGUGUAAAAAUAAGAGAAAAAUGAAAUCUUUAAAAAAAUCUAUUGGAAACGAAUCAUUGAACCAGAAUUUAUAGAACGCAUAAUUAUUGUGAAAAAAUUGUGAUUUUUUUUUUCUAAUUUUUUUCCUUUUUGAGUUUUCAGGUAGAUCACCUUUAUCUUAUCACGUCUUCGAAAAGUUUCAUUCCGUUAAGAAAAAGACAUUAUCAUGAUUUUUUGAAUUUUUGUUCAGUAACCUUUAACACCCAAAUUCUCGUACAAAUUAUUUUUCACACAAUGGAUGCCAAAUAACUUGACCAAGUUUUUCAGAGAUUUGCGAAGACAAAAAGUCACGAAAGACUUAACUGACCUUUUUUUGCCCAUGUGGAUUGCCUUGGGUUUAGUUCUCGCCUACAUUUUGAUUUGUACACUUAUGAUCAAAAUGUUCGACCACAACGAAGGCAACAAACCAGGUUUGCAAUCCAAACACAUUUUCUGACCUACAGCCAUUCUCAGGCAUCGGCUUCUUUGACGCUUUUUAUUUCACUUUUAUCAGUUUGACCACGAUUGGUCUUGGUGACGUGAUGCCGUAUAAUAUUCAAGUAACAUUAUUUUUUAUUGCUCGAUUCUGCUGUUGACGCGCAAUUUUACAGUAUUCACCAUUUCUGGCGGCUGCCUUUUUGUUGGGCCUUGCUUUGAUCUCAAUUGUGAACACCUCAAUUUACGCCCAGCUGUACAAAAUAUUCUUCAACUUGAUCAUUUUCGUCGAGGACAGCUUGGAGAGAAUUCACAGUUCGAGGCAUGACGGUCCUGGCUACCGUAUUUUCCAGGUUGUUCGGGAAAAAAACAUUGUAUUUUUUACAAAAUUUGAUACGCUGAUUUGUAUUUUUUGCAGGUUAAAAGAGUUGCUAUGUUUUUUGGCUCAAUUUCUAAAACUGCCGAGUUGCGACACCUGCUAUAAAAUCUAUUUUUUUUCUAGAAAAACUCUUCUCAUCUCAGUAAUUUAUAUAUAGUGUGCUCUACUGAUUAAAAAUGUUCAAAAUGUUUCUGAAAAAACCUGUCAAAUCUUUUGGAAAGCUUACUAAAAAUAUCUCACAAGUGUCUCAAUUCUCCAGAUUGAUCUUUCAAAAAAUGAAAAAUUCAGGACCUUGAGCCGGUGAUUAGAAUGUUGGUUUGCACUUUCCCACAAGUUGAUGCGGAAGAAAGAGCUUUAUUAGCAACAGCUUGCCGGAACUCAUUCGUCAAACGGGCCAGUAAAGAUGUGAUUUUUUUUUAAAUCCGUUUUUAUUUGGAAUUUGUGUUAUUCAGAGCGGUCAUUUGCGGUUCCGUACAAUUUCUGAUAUUGCUGCCCACGACGGGAAGCAUUUGUACGAAGCACGACGACAGAGGAGAAGGAAUCUGGAGACCAACAAAACUCCGAUCAGGACUCAUGCUCCUACUCUUGGCGCUUUUGCUGGAAUGAGCUUGAAGAACUUUCAGUGAGUGGUUUUUUUUUUUGAAGGAGUGAAAAUCGUCCAGUUUCAAUGAAAUAUAAGUGAAGGUCGAUGUUUAGUUUUUUCAAGACGAUGAGGAGCAAAAUACAAAUAAAAUUUUUGCUUCCAACAGCUCAAUUUUCGAAGGGUUCUAAACUAAUUUUUCAGACGCGGGAGAUCAAGGACAGCGCCAAAAGACGAGGAUGGAACGGAAUCGGACGAUUCCACCAAUUCUGCUUGA
Messenger RNA from Caenorhabditis auriculariae, 9092 nucleotides. Lineage: Eukaryota; Metazoa; Nematoda; Chromadorea; Rhabditida; Rhabditidae. The record is from the annotation of a GenBank genome assembly.